Messenger RNA from Pseudogymnoascus verrucosus, 2469 nucleotides. It is a transcript of the gene VPS27, whose product is annotated as vacuolar protein sorting-associated protein hydrophilic protein. The transcript has 5 exons. Gene Ontology annotation, biological process: protein transport to vacuole involved in ubiquitin-dependent protein catabolic process via the multivesicular body sorting pathway; protein targeting to vacuole. Gene Ontology annotation, cellular component: ESCRT-0 complex. Lineage: Eukaryota; Fungi; Ascomycota; Leotiomycetes; Thelebolales; Thelebolaceae. The record is from RefSeq and is a predicted model, not a curated record. Gene Ontology annotation, molecular function: metal ion binding; ubiquitin binding; phosphatidylinositol-3-phosphate binding. The coding region runs from base 126 to 2330 and encodes 734 amino acids.
CACAAUCACCAUCUUUCAUUGUCAACUCAGGGCACAGCUAUCUGAAUCGCUUGCGUAUUGCACUGAACUAAGUAAGAAAGCUAAAAACUAUCUCGACUUGAGUCCCUCGACUCCGGCCGCCCAACAUGAUGUCCGGGUGGUUUGCCUCCAACACGGCGCUAGAUGAGCAGAUCGAGCGGGCAACGUCCUCCAGCUUAGAGGAUAUAUCCCUGAAUCUCGAGAUAUCCGAUGUCAUCCGGUCGAAAACUGUGCAGCCGAAGGAGGCCAUGCGGUCUCUGAAGCGGAGAAUAGGCAACAAGAAUCCCAACUUCCAGCUAGGCGCACUUAAUCUCACCGAUACCUGUGUGAAAAAUGGCGGUUCUCAUUUCCUAGCAGAAAUCGCAUCGCGCGAGUUCAUGGACAACCUGGUGUCACUGCUUAAAGCCUACGGACCUGCGGCAGUGAAUGACGAAGUCAAGAACAAGAUCUUGGAAUUAAUACAGACGUGGGCUACAGCUACAGAAGGCCGCCACGAACUAUCAUAUAUUGGAGAGGUUUACAGGACAUUGCAGCGUGAGGGAUAUAAGUUCCCACCCAAGGUGGACGUUGCUAGCAGCAUGCUUGACAGUAGUGCCCCUCCGGAGUGGACCGACUCAGAAGUCUGUAUGCGUUGCCGAACCGCAUUCAGCUUUACGAAUCGCAAGCACCAUUGCCGCAAUUGCGGUAACGUCUUCGACCAACAAUGUUCAUCGAAAACGAUCCCUCUACCUCAUCUCGGUAUACUUCAGUCGGUACGAGUUGACGAUGGCUGCUACUUUAAGUUGACGGAUAAGUCGUCGAAGGGGGGGGGUUCGUUUGCCAUCUCGCCUCCGGCGCCUUACAAGUCAAGAACCUCGCCAUUGCAGCCGAUGCAGCCGAGAAAUGCCAGGAUAGAUGAUGGUUUCGAUGAGGAUCUGAAGCGAGCACUAGCUAUGAGCCUUGACGAAGUCAACGGUCAGGCAAACGGAGGUUACGUUCCCCAGGCAAAAUUACAACAAAGUUCAGGGCAGCAAGAACAGGCAAAUGGCGGAAGGCCAACCGCAAGCCCUACAAAGCCGGCAGAAGAAGAGGAUGAUGACCUCAAGGCUGCUAUCGCUGCAUCUUUGGCAGACAUGGAGGAGCAAAAGCGCCAACAUGCUGCAACCUUGAAAGAGUCCUCAUCCAACAGAGCAUCAUCCGCCCCCUUCAAGUUGCAAAAGAACGAUUAUGAGUUAACCCCGGUUGAAGCCGAAAAUAUCAACCUAUUUUCUACGUUGGUUGAUAGGUUGCAAACUCAGCCGCCAGGUACCAUCCUUAGGGAACCACAAAUCCAGGAACUGUAUGACAGCAUAGGCAGUCUUCGCCCGAAGCUAGCGAGAACUUACGGGGAGACAAUGAGCAAGCAUGACACAUUACUUGAUCUUCACGCUAAGCUCUCCACUGUUGUUCGCUACUACGAUCGAAUGCUUGAAGACCGCCUAUCCAACACAUACAGUCAACACUCCCUCGGAGGAUAUAAUAUGCCGCCCCAACAGCGGCAAAAUGCUUAUCCAUCAAUCCCAUCCAAUUUGCAAGAAGGCCCUGGUGGGGCAGAGAGCUUCUACACAGGUCAGGCACCAGCACAGACCGCAUCACCAUAUGGCGCGGGGCCUCCUCAGCAAUAUGGCGGAUAUGACAAAAUGCAUACGGCCACUCCCGGGAACUAUCCAGGCCUUGAGCAGCAGCGCGAAAGCUAUCCUCAGCAAGCACAACCUCAAAGGACGGGCAGUUGGCAAGCAGCAAACCCUGCGGCAGGUCCAUAUGCCCAGCAGCAACAAAAUGGGGCUCCUGGUUUCGCUCCCGGCCAGGCGCCUCCUGAUCUUAAGCCUUCUGAGCCAGCAAUGAGCCCUCCAACUGAUCCAAAUGCGGCAUUCUACUACGGCUCCCAGCAGCCAGGCCAAUCCAAGGAGGCCCCGUCGCAGCCACAGGCACCUCAAGGGCCAUCAGACCCAAACCAGGGCUACUACGCAAGCCCACAACAUCAGCAUGCAAUCCCUGACCCAAAUAUGUAUACAAGUCCUCAACGGGGGCCAUCUGAUCCCAACCAAACGCAAUACUCUUCUGCUCCACCACAAUCUCAGCAAGCACCACAGGCACAACAAACACAACCCUCACAGACCCCAUACCAACAACCAUAUUGGCAGAGUCAGCAGCAGAAUACUGCGCCGCCGCAAGCAUGGCAGGAACCAUCUCCGGCUGCGUCGGGGUACACCCAGUCAGCAUUUCCCUCGGCGCCUCAGCAUGCCCCCCAAACCAAGGCCGCGGCUGUUGAAGAGCCUUUGAUAGAAUUCUAGCGUUAUUAUCAGGAUAAGGAAAUACCAGGCGUUAUACCAGGGUACGAUUGUAAUGAUAUCUAAAAUGGCACGGUUGUAUUUUUAGGCGGGUGCAGAGGGCGAGUAUUUAUAUUUCGAGUGAUAUAUUAACUUAUUCCCA